UUUAUGUUAAAAACAUUUUUUACUAAAAAACUAAUUAAAAUGCCAGAAUUUUUAAAAGAUUCACAAUUUCAAAUUUUAUCGUCACCAAGACAUAUUAUUGGAAAUAAUCAUCAUCAAGGGCAUUUCCCGCCUUUUAUUUCAAAUUUCACAACGUCCUCUUCAACCAAUUCAGAGUCUAGCAGCGCUUCAUCAACAACAUCUUCAAGUUCAAAUUCUUUACCAACUUCUUUUCAACCUCCUUCAGCUGAUUCUGAAUCUUACGUUAAAGUUAGAAUGCCUAAUAUUAAAGUUUUUUCUGGUUCGUCAAAUUAUGAAAUGGCCCGUUCAAUUUGCGAUAGAUUACAAUUAGAUGUAGCCAAAGCUGUUUUGAAGAAGUUUAGCAAUAAAGAAACUAAUGUAGAAAUUAUUGAAUCUGUUAGAGGAGAGGACGUUUAUAUUAUACAGAGCGGGUUUGGUUUUAUUUUAAUAUUAUAUUUUCUCUGGGUCUGGGCGAAUUUUCGAAUCCACUGUUUUGAACAUGUCAUACAAGUCCACGAAAAAUCUUGGAUACUUAAAUAAAUUGGGUCAAGCUGAAAAACCCUAGGCUUUU
Molecule: messenger RNA, 589 nt
Organism: Meloidogyne enterolobii
Lineage: Eukaryota; Metazoa; Nematoda; Chromadorea; Rhabditida; Meloidogynidae
Source: the annotation of a GenBank genome assembly